CAAAAACUGAGCUGCUUCGUCUCUCCUCUUUUGCGUUUGCCUCUAUAAAUUGUUCCUUCUCUCACAAUUCUCCGAGUAGUUUCUCUGUAUUUCAUGAAAGUUCCGAAAUCUCGCUAACUUUCUCUGAAUUUUACGCUGAGAAUUAUUUUCACAUAGUGCUAGAGAGCUUUUAUAGUUUGAAUAUUGCAAUCAUGAGUGCUGUGAAUGUCACAAACAUCAAUGUCUUAGACAAUCCAUCACCAUUCCUUUCGCCUUUCAAGUUUGAAAUCACUUACAACUGCAUCGAUCCUCUCAAAGAAGAUUUGGAAUGGAAACUCACCUAUGUUGGAUCUGCUGACGACGAGACAUAUGACCAACAACUAGAAGAUGUGUUUGUUGGCCCUGUCAAUCUUGGAAGUUACCGCUUUUUAUUGCAGGCAGACCCUCCAGAUCCUGCCAGAAUUCCUGCUGAAGAUAUACUUGGUGUCACUGUGCUCAUGUUGACCAGUUCCUAUGUAGAUCAAGAAUUUCUACGAAUUGGCUACUUUGUGAACAACGAGUACACUGAUGAGAAUCUGAGAGAACAACCUCCCCAAACGGUUUUAAUUGACAAGAUACAAAGAAACAUACUAACAGACAAACCUAGAGUGACAAAGUUCCUCAUCAAUUUUCACCCUGAAAACAGCGAGACUGGAGAGCAAGCCCCCCCUCCACCUGAUGAUAACACAGCUGAAGCAGGUGGAAGUGAAGAGCAACUACCUUCUCCUAAGAUUGGAUCAGACGUGAGUGGGACCUAACUGUGGAAGGAAGUUAACCUUUUGCCUGAACUCCUAAGCUUUUAGUUUGACAUCAUUCUGUUGGGCUAUCAUCUCAUCCUAAAUCCUAAUACAUGAUCAUUAAUCUCUUUUUUUGAUGUCUUCGUCUUCCUAAUACAUGAUCAUUAAUCUCUUUUUUGAUGUCUUCGUCUAUCUCAGUGGAGCUUUUUGAAACUGAUAUGAACACGAGUUGCAUUUUGUGUCUGUUAA
Molecule: messenger RNA, 1004 nt
Organism: Capsicum annuum
Lineage: Eukaryota; Viridiplantae; Streptophyta; Magnoliopsida; Solanales; Solanaceae
Product: histone chaperone ASF1B
Exons: 3
Coding region: 192-776 (194 amino acids)
Biological process (GO): DNA replication-dependent chromatin assembly
Cellular component (GO): nucleus
Molecular function (GO): histone binding
Source: RefSeq, a predicted model, not a curated record